UGUCCUUUUUUCUGUCCCAGGCACAUUGUUGUCUGUGGCCACAUCACUUUGGAAAGUGUGUCCAAUUUCUUGAAGGACUUCCUACACAAGGACAGGGAUGAUGUCAACGUAGAAAUUGUCUUUCUGCAUAAUAUCUCCCCUAACCUUGAAUUGGAAGCUCUUUUUAAACGACACUUCACUCAGGUGGAAUUUUUUCAGGGUUCAGUUCUCAAUCCGCAUGACUUGGCUAGAGUAAAGAUAGAGUCAGCAGAUGCUUGCUUGAUCCUUGCCAACAAAUACUGCGCAGAUCCAGAUGCUGAAGAUGCUUCUAAUAUCAUGAGAGUAAUUUCUAUAAAGAACUACCACCCAAAAAUAAGAAUAAUCACUCAGAUGCUGCAGUAUCACAAUAAGGCCCAUCUGCUGAAUAUUCCAAGCUGGAACUGGAAGGAAGGCGAUGAUGCCAUAUGCCUUGCAGAACUGAAGCUGGGAUUCAUUGCCCAAAGCUGCCUGGCACCAGGCCUAUCGACCAUGUUGGCAAACCUCUUCUCCAUGAGAUCAUUUAUAAAGAUUGAAGAGGAUACUUGGCAGAAGUACUACUUGGAAGGAGUAGCUAAUGAAAUGUACACAGAGUAUCUUUCUAGUGCCUUUGUUGGUCUGUCAUUCCCUGCUGUUUGUGAGCUGGUCUUUGCAAAGCUAAAGCUUUUAAUGAUAGCCAUAGAAUACAAGUCGGAAAAACGGGAAAGCAGGUACGUAACUAUCAGAACUUUUUCAUAG
Molecule: messenger RNA, 753 nt
Organism: Pseudonaja textilis
Lineage: Eukaryota; Metazoa; Chordata; Lepidosauria; Squamata; Elapidae
Source: RefSeq, a predicted model, not a curated record